GUUACUGUUCCCAUGGAUCCCUCAGGAACAAUGUUAUCCCAAGUCUUGGGAGUCAUAAUUACUCUAUGGGGUACUGAACCAGAGUUCUGUGAUGGGAACAGGAGUACAGAACAAGGAAUAGGGAUUGUGAGCAUGUCAGAAACAUGACAGAUGCUGGCACUCAGGUCCCUGGCAAAUGGGGGGAGUGAACACUUGAUGCAAUAUACUUUGCCAGAAGGUACAGAUCAAGUUGCCAAGAAGGCUCACAAUGGACUAGUUCCGAGAAGGGAGAUUUACACGUCACCAAGGAAUUUUGGAAAUGUCAGUGAUAAUUUUCUGUGAUUACCAAGAAAAACAAAGACACUUAUAAGCUGAGAGAAGAAUGCUGAGCAGCAGCAAUGAGUCCCAGCCUGCAGCAAUGCAGCUCUGCUAUGAGAACAUCAGUGGAUCCUGCAUUAAAACCUCCUACUCCCCAGGACCCCGAAUCAUCCUCUACUUGGCAUUUGGCUUUGGGGCUCUACUGGCUGUCUUGGGAAACCUCCUGGUCAUGAUUUCAAUCCUUCACUUCAAGCAGCUGCACUCUCCAGCCAAUUUUCUUAUUGCCUCCUUGGCUUGUGCCGAUUUUUUGGUGGGAGCCACUGUGAUGCCCUUUAGCAUGGUGAGGUCAGUGGAGAGUUGCUGGUAUUUUGGGGAAAGUUAUUGUAAAUUCCACACUUGUUUUGAUGCAUCAUUUUGUUAUUCUUCCAUUUUUCACUUGUGCUUCAUCUCCAUUGAUAGAUACAUUGCUGUCACUGACCCUCUGGUCUAUCCAACUAAAUUCACUCUGUUGGUUUCAGGAAUAUGCAUUGUGUUCUCCUGGCUCCUUGCCAUUACAUUUAGUUUUUCACUUUUUUACACAGGUGCUAAUGAUGAUGGGCUGGAGGAAUUAGUAAGGGCCCUCACCUGUGUGGGAGGUUGUCAGAUGGCUAUGAAUCAAACCUGGGUACUGAUAGACUUUCUGUUGUUCUUCACUCCCACUCUGGUCAUGGUCAUUCUUUAUUGUAAGAUUUUUCUAGUAGCUAAACAACAGGCUAGAAAGAUUGAAAGUAUGAACAGCAAAGCUGAGUCAUCCUCAGAGAGUUACAAAGCCAGAGUGUCCAAGAGGGAGAGAAAAGCAGCCAAAACACUGGGCAUUGCUGUGAUAGCAUUUGUGAUUUCAUGGUUCCCGUAUUUUAUUGAAACAAUAAUUGAUGCAUUCCUUGGGUUCAUCACUCCAACCUAUAUUUAUGAAAUUUUAAUUUGGUUUGCCUAUUUUAACUCAGCCAUAAACCCUCUGAUUUAUGCUUUUUUUUACCCUUGGUUUAGAAGAGCAAUUAAAGUGAUUGUCACUGGGAAAGUCGUCAGUGGUCACUCUUCAACAAUAGAUUUGUUUUCUGAACAAGUUAAGGUUUUAAACUGAAGAAGUUAAAAUAUGGAACAAAGUUAUAAAAGGUA
Phascolarctos cinereus (koala) is the source of this 1452-nucleotide messenger RNA. RefSeq names its product trace amine-associated receptor 6-like. Lineage: Eukaryota; Metazoa; Chordata; Mammalia; Diprotodontia; Phascolarctidae. Gene Ontology annotation, molecular function: trace-amine receptor activity. Gene Ontology annotation, cellular component: membrane. Gene Ontology annotation, biological process: G protein-coupled receptor signaling pathway. The record is from RefSeq and is a predicted model, not a curated record.